This is a messenger RNA of Equus caballus (horse), 4615 nucleotides long. RefSeq names its product LUC7 like 2, pre-mRNA splicing factor (gene LUC7L2). Lineage: Eukaryota; Metazoa; Chordata; Mammalia; Perissodactyla; Equidae. Gene Ontology annotation, molecular function: mRNA binding. Gene Ontology annotation, cellular component: U1 snRNP; U2-type prespliceosome. The record is from RefSeq and is a predicted model, not a curated record. Gene Ontology annotation, biological process: mRNA splice site recognition.
CCUAUGUUAUUCUCAAAAAUUGUUGAAAAAUAAGUAUACUUUAAGUUUUUCAGAAAGGAGGAACUAUAAGUAGAUAUAAAUUAGUAUUUUAUCUGAAGUUUAAGAUAACGUUAAAUUUUAUAAAUACCUUUCUGUUUUAGUUGUUAGCAUUAAUAGAAGGGAGAGGGUUAAUUUGUUUUCCCUGAUUGUGUUCUAUUUGAAAGGGAGGAGCAGGACAGGAAAGUUCAAGCAGCAGUUUGAGAAUUGUCUAUGUGACACUUGGAAGAACCCAGUGUCCUCACACAGACUAUAGUCAUUUUUGCUGAGUUGGGUUAAUUGCAAGAAUGUCCCUUAGACAAAGCCCUUUUGCCAACAAAUACAGUUUGGUUAUAAGUCUCUUGUCUUGACUCCAGAAAAGUCUGGCAAGGUGCAAGGGAUAGGAAUUAAACAAAAUUGAGGGUGUGAAUUUAGAUUACAUUCUAAGUUUAGGAACUAGGGAGGUCUCAAAAGGUAGUUUUGAGGUUUCCAUACCUCUUAAUUGUUUAUAACCUUUUAAUGGGAUUAGAAAUGAUCUCUGAAAGGUUAAAACAUGUUGGAAAUGGCAGUCUGCCCUCAAAAACAGCCAGUAGACUAAUAGAAUAAAAUUUUGUAGCAUCGUUACUUGUCCAUUAUGCUUAAGGAAUGUUUAGGGCAAGUUAAAGUUUUCAGAUAAUUUUAGCUAUUUUUGAUGGUACUCUUUCUCAACAUGUAAUGAUGUACUUCCUCAGUUAACAGAGUUUAUUAAUCAUAAUUUAAUAUUUUUUGCUGAUUAGUUGUAGUUUAUGGGUUGUAAAAUUAAAAGGAUACUCAUCCCAGGAGAUAACCAGGAAAAUACAGUUCAGAAAUCAUAUACUUGUUUCUAAUAUAAGUUUAGGGAUACCUGUCUGUUGAACCUGUAGGACAGUAUGACAUUUCUGUCUUUCUGCAAAAUAAAUUAUUGAAUCAAAGAUUGAAGUAGUGUUGUCUUCAGUGUAUUUUCUUCAUAAAAAUCAUCCUUACUGUAAUCUCUGUUUCUUGACUUGUCAUCAGCAUUGAGAGCAUUUUCUUUUAAUUUUCUCUCAUUAACAUAAUGAACCAUAUUUAUUUCUUGGUCAGUUGUAAGCCAUUCUUCUAUUCUACUUGGAUUGUUCAUUUUAAGUGAAGGAGGCGUAGCCUUUAAUGUACAAGCUCACAUUUUUUGAAAAAAUAAUGGGGUAUAUCUUACUCCAGAGCUUGUAAAUUCUUUAAUGUUAUAAGAAAUUUUAGCAAACACAAUGUUAAACAGUAGUCAAACAUAACAUUAAAUAGAGUUUUAGUAAAUAUUUGAGUUUAUCAGAGGUCCAGGCAUAUCAAAACACUGAAAGCUAUGUUAACACCCAUAUAGUGAACCUGGUUAAAAAAACUUUAUUUUGCAUUUUGAACUCUGAGUAGUAUUUCUGUCUACAGAACAGCCCGGAAAACAAUAAUAGUAUCACCUCAUAUAACCUUGCAUUCUCUUCAGUUGUUUAGCUCUUCCCAAGGAAGCCUAUGCUUCUGAGACAUUCUUUCACUUUGGGUAAAAAAAUAAAACCAAAGAAAAAUCAUUUUGUCUGUCAUUGCAUAAGGUCUGUAAGCAGCAGGUAAAUGCUUUGAUUUGAUUAGGGCGAGCUGUCGCAUAGGGAUAAAUGGUAGUGAGCUGCCUGUUCAAGAUAGGUAGCAGGAACUCAAGGCAGGUAGGUAUCCUGGAUCAGGGUCAGAGCUGGUGAGUCAGAUAGUGUUCAGUACCAGUUGGUUCAUACAGAUAUUAGAGCUUCAAGUUGCUAGGGGUUCAGGCAAGCAGUGGGGUUGCAAAGAUAGGCAGACGGCUUGAAACUGAAGGUCAGUAAGUAUGGGUAAGACUAGAUAAAUGAGGCAGAUGCUCCUCAAGAAUGGAAUUCUAGAAAGAUGCUUGAAAUGGAUUGGAUCCUAAAAGCCCAGGGCUGUUAGUAUAAUCCUUGAGGAACCAUAAGCAUCCUACUACCCAGCUUAAUCAAUCUGCUAAGAAAUUGUAGACUAAGAAGAUGAAGAAAGUUGGGAACGUUUUGCUGGGGAAAGAGUGAGACAGAGAAAGGGUUUCUGACAGGAAGCUUGGGGAUUCAGCACCUGCAGAAAAGUCAUUCUGUCCCUUUUUGGUUUAAAUUCUCAUGUACCAGCAGCUGCUAGGGUAGAAAUUGGAAGGCAAGGCCAAAAUAGAUGAGCUAACCAAUUUUGUAAGAUUAUUGAGGAUAUAGAGAAAAGUAGUUUGUAACUCUGAAAUUGGCUACAGCUUCAUGUUGUUUUAACUGAAUAACUUAGGACUUUGAAAAGUCAAAGCCAUCUGAAAGUAACAGUGUAGCUCAUCAACUGAAUAAAUGCCAUAUUUUGCUAUUUAACAUGGACUAUAAAACAUUUUUCCUGAAAAAACACUCACUAGAUAUUGAUUCAUAUGUUCUAAUUUAGUUGUGAACCAUGUGCAAUGAUGUUUGACCUGUGUGAUUCAACCUGAAAAGAAUUUAACCAGCUGCUCUUGCUGAGUCUUUUGUCAUGUCUCCUGAAUGCAUGCCUUCACAGUUGUUGAUCACAUAGCAUGGUCAUCCACUCACAGCUUAAAAAAAUACAGGGAGCAUCGGAGAGAAUGGGAGAUACUACUCGUCAACGAAUCAAAUUCAGUGAUGACAGAGUAUGCAAGAGUCACCUUCUCAACUGUUGCCCUCAUGAUGUCCUCUCUGGAACUAGAAUGGACCUUGGAGAAUGUCUGAAAGUCCAUGACCUGGCUUUAAGAGCGGAUUAUGAAAUUGCAUCCAAAGAACAAGAUUUUUUCUUUGAACUUGAUGCUAUGGAUCAUCUGCAGUCAUUCAUUGCAGAUUGUGAUCGAAGAACAGAAGUGGCUAAGAAAAGAUUAGCAGAAACUCAAGAAGAGAUUAGUGCUGAAGUGGCAGCAAAGGCAGAACGUGUUCAUGAGUUAAAUGAAGAAAUUGGUAAAUUGUUGGCCAAGGUGGAACAACUAGGAGCUGAAGGGAAUGUGGAAGAAUCCCAGAAAGUAAUGGAUGAAGUAGAGAAAGCACGGGCAAAGAAGAGAGAAGCAGAGGAAGUUUAUCGGAAUUCUAUGCCAGCUUCAAGUUUCCAACAGCAGAAACUUCGAGUCUGUGAAGUCUGCUCUGCCUAUUUAGGUCUUCAUGAUAAUGACAGAAGAUUGGCCGAUCAUUUUGGGGGUAAAUUGCACCUGGGAUUUAUUGAAAUAAGAGAGAAGCUUGAAGAAUUAAAGAGAGUCGUCGCUGAGAAGCAGGAGAAAAGAAACCAGGAACGCCUAAAACGAAGAGAAGAAAGGGAGAGAGAAGAAAGAGAGAAGCUGAGGAGGUCUCGAUCACAUAGCAAGAAUCCAAAAAGAUCCAGGUCCAGAGAGCAUCGCAGACAUCGGUCUCGCUCCAUGUCACGGGAACGGAAGAGGAGAACUCGAUCCAAAUCCCGGGAGAAACGCCAUCGCCACAGAUCCCGUUCCAGCAGCUGCAGCCGCAGCCGCAGCCACCAGAGAAGCGGGCACAGUUCUAGAGACAGGAGCAGAGAGCGAUCCAGGAGGAGAUCCUCAAAAGAAAGAUUCAGAGACCAAGACUUAGCAUCACGUGACAGAGACAGGAGUUCAAGAGACAGAUCACCUCGUGACAGAGAUCGAAAAGAUAAGAAGCGGUCCUAUGAGAGCGCUAAUGGCAGAUCAGAAGACAGGAGGAGCUCUGAAGAGCGCGAAGCAGGGGAGAUAUAAUUAGCUAUGUACAUGUCCUCAAUCCUUAAGCUUCCUAUGGAGUUACGUACUAUUGUUUAGUUUACAGCUGUUCGGGGUGACACAGUGAGCAGUUCGAGACACCAGUCCAGCUAGGCUAGAUGUACAGUAUCUAACUUGAUCUGAACUGAACUUGUUUUCCUUGUGAAGCCUAUAACUACAUCCCUAGUUUCUGGUGAAGCUGUAAUACAAUUCUGAAAGUACAGUUUUAUAUAAGAUGCUGAUGUCUUUAUUCUUUCUAGUAGGAGUGAUAGUGAACGAAUUGUGUUACUUGCCUUGGGAUUUUUUGAACAUUUGUAAAAUUCUGUCUUCCUUUCUAGUUCAAACAGCAGCAGCUUUGGGGAAUUUUUUUUUUCUUUUAUUCUUCCUGCCUUUUGUAUCCCCUAAUUGUAAGAGAAAGGGGGUCAGGGAAGCAAUAUAACUUCUCUUCUAAGAUUCUAUUCCCAUUAUUAAUUACUAGCUGAUUACAGUUCAGAGCAUUAUAAUGGAAUGUGUGCUGGAGAAAUUUAAAAUACUGGGAGGUUUUUUUGUUUGUUUAAUGGUGCCUAUUUAGAGUUGGAACUUGAACAGCUGUUGCAUUACAUAGUUUGCUUUUUUAUUGAAAUUUUGAAAUCAAACAUGUCUUGAUUUUUCUGUUCUAUUAAAUUGCUACAUUCAGGAUGUUUUGAAGGGGGGUGGGGGCAGGGACUCUUUCAUAAGCACUUCUUAUUUUAUUUUGUGUGUGUGGAGUAUAAAGGCUACACUCUUAUUGUGAAAAAUAAUAAUAGUAAUAAAAUGAAAGAAACAAUCACCACCACCAUCAUUAAACUGUAACUUGUCUAGUAAAUUGUCACUAGAACUAUUUGC